Messenger RNA from Canariomyces notabilis, 2047 nucleotides. RefSeq lists its product as uncharacterized. The record is from RefSeq and is a predicted model, not a curated record. Gene Ontology annotation, cellular component: U2-type prespliceosome; U1 snRNP; commitment complex. Bases 1 to 1764 code for a protein of 587 amino acids. Gene Ontology annotation, biological process: mRNA 5'-splice site recognition; RNA processing. The transcript is spliced from 5 exons. NCBI's taxonomy places the organism in Eukaryota, Fungi, Ascomycota, Sordariomycetes, Sordariales, Chaetomiaceae. Gene Ontology annotation, molecular function: pre-mRNA 5'-splice site binding; protein binding.
AUGGGUGACUUCACUAACUAUGGAGGCACCGAGGAGGAGAACGCCGAGAUAAAGCGGCUCAAUGCUGAACUCGAAACCGAUCCCGAUAAUUUCGAGAACUGGGAGAAACUUGUCCGGACUUGCGAAAGCCUCGAGGGUGGACUCAAUCGCAACUCAAGCCCUCAGGCUUUGGCGACACUCCGCGAUUCGUACGAUCGCUUUCUCUUGAAAUUUCCGCUGCUUUUCGGUUACUGGAAGAAGUAUGCCGAUCUCGAGUUCAACAUAUCCGGCCCCGAAUCCGCUGAGAUGGUAUACGAGAGGGGCUGCGCCAGCAUCACCAACUCGGUUGAUCUGUGGACCGAGUACUGUUCUUUCAAAAUGGAGACCACUCACACUCCCCACCUUGUGAGAGAGUUGUUCGAGCGAGCCGCUUCCCAUAUCGGCCUGGAUUUCCUCUCUCAUCCGUUCUGGGACAAGUAUCUCGAGUAUGAGACGCGACAGGAAGCCCACGAUAAGAUCUUUGCCAUUCUCAAUCGCAUCAUCCAUAUUCCAAUGCAUCAGUAUGCCCGCUACUUUGAGCGAUUCCGGCAGCUUGCGCACACGCGUCCGCUCAUCGAGCUCGUCCCAGCCCACGCAUUAGCCCGCUACCGUGCCGAAGUUGAAGCCGAGGCCGCCCAAUUCGCCAUGCAGAAGACGGAACUCGAAAUUGAGCGAGAUAUUCGGGCGAAGAUUGAUGCAUUCUUCUACCUGACAUUCCAAAACACCCAGACCGAAACCAACAAGCGGUGGACGUACGAGGCCGAGAUUAAGCGGCCAUAUUUCCAUGUCACAGAGCUGGAGCAUCACCAGCUAAUCAAUUGGCGCAAGUACCUCGACUUUGAGGAGUCGGAGGGCAAUUAUCAGCGCAUAGUCUUCCUGUACGAGAGGUGUCUCGUAACCUGCGCUCUCUACGACGAAUUUUGGUUCCGAUAUGCUCGAUGGAUGGCGGCACAAGAGGGCAAAGAGGAAGAGGUGCGCAACAUCUACUUGCGCGCAUCUACUUUGUUCGUGCCCAUCAGCCGACCGGGCAUUCGUCUGCAGUUUGCCUAUUUCGAAGAAAUGUGUGGCCGUGUCGAUGUUGCUCGAGACAUCCAUGCUGCUAUUCUUAUGAAGUUGCCGGACUGUGUUGAGGCAAUUGUUUCGUGGGCCAACCUCCAGCGACGCCAGAGUGGCCUCGAUGCCGCAAUCGAGGUGUACAAGGCGCAGAUCGACUCUCCGGUUGUGGAUAUAUUCACCAAGGCCGCGCUCGUGACCGAAUGGGCGUUCCUAUUGUGGAAAGUCAAGGGUUCAGUCGAUGAGGCUCGUACUGCCUUCGCCAAGAACGUGGAGUGGUACGCCGACAGCCGCCACUUUUGGCAAAAGUGGCUUGAGUUUGAGCUCGAGCAGCCGACCAACAUUGAGUUGGAGAACCAGCAUGCUGAGCGGGUCAAGACCGUCUUUACCGAGAUGCGUGCCAAGAGCCGCCUUUCGCCACACGUGAAGCAGGAGUUGGGCCAAGUCUACCUCAACUAUCUGCAGCAGCGUGGAGGGAAACAAGCCAUGAAGGAGUUUUUGCUUGUCGACCGGGAGUUGUUUGGUCCGCAGUCCAUUUCUCUCAUUACAAAGGCCAAGCAAAACAAGGAAAGCAGCGGCAUCCCCGAGCUAGACGAAGCGACGCGCCUCAAAGCCGAGAAACGCUUCUACAACUACUACGAACUGCACAUGGACCCGGACCCGAAUGCUCAGGGACCCGCGAGCUUUGACUAGAGAGCACGCGCGGGGGUGCAGCUCAUUAAACGUGUAUCAUAAUCAUGGUAUGAAACCAGCUGGGUAUGUCGGUGGCGGUUUCGUUGGAUGGUUCAGCGCAGCAGUUCGUGCGCUCGGUUGGCGUCGCUCGGUUUUCGCGGGUUGGUGGGAAUGCGUGUCCUGGUUGGUGUCCGAGUUGUUUGGUGGUAGACUGGUGGUAGUAAGAUGCGGAGCUGGCUGUCGGUUUCCAGUUUAGCUCUGUACCCUCCACCUGGGUAAUGUGUAUGAGUUAUAGGUCUUGAGC